Molecule: messenger RNA, 756 nt
Organism: Aspergillus pseudoviridinutans
Lineage: Eukaryota; Fungi; Ascomycota; Eurotiomycetes; Eurotiales; Aspergillaceae
Exons: 4
Coding region: 1-756 (251 amino acids)
Source: RefSeq, a predicted model, not a curated record
AUGGAGGCACCAGAUUUCCCAACGAACGUGAUUGACGCACUUGCGUGUCUGCGGUGGAGAAAUACACCGCUUACGCGUUCUUACCUCUGGACAGUCGAAGGGCCUUUAGCAGACGCAACGAUGAAGGUCCUCCUGACUUCAGCUAUUGCACUUGAAGCUGGGAUGACAGUAGUUCCACGAAAAGAGUUUCACGAAAAGGAGCCCCCAAUCGUACUACGCCCUAAAGUCGGUAUAAUGGUCGAUGUGCAAUACUAUGGCAGACCUCGGAGACUAAAGAUUCGCGCUCCUUGGACUAUCUGGCAUGAUGAUGAGGAAGAUGCAGGGGUAAACGUCGUCAUAUUUCAAACUGAGGUGGGCUAUUACGCAGACACACAAGGCUGCUGUUUCGCAUAUAUGGGAGCAAUACACAGAGCCCGAAAGGCCAUUCGCCAAGAUGCAUGCAUCUACGGCAUUGCUACGGAUGGUCAACGCUGGGUUUUUAUCCGGAUCGACAAUGAGUCCAAGGCCUGGGUUCGCCAACGCAGCUGCCCGCGAGGUCGUAACGAGAUAACCUCAGAUGAGUUGGAGACACAACGCAGUUCUGCCUGCCUUUGUGGUGUGUGUGCGUUUUGCGAUGAUCCUCUCGAUUUCAUAUUCGUCUUGCCCUUCGACCUGAACGGGGCCGGGUUGGUCUGGUUUCGGUCGUUGGAAGGGGUCAUUUCCUUGCGGAUAUCGCUCAAGAUGGGCGACGGAUAUCACCGGGUGGAUUCGCCAUGA